CAUCUUGACAGAAUCAUGAAACAGAUGCACUUGUUGAAUUGCAUCCCAUUCAUUUCGAGUGCGCUCUUUGUGUUCAAACACAUCGCGUUACCGAAGAAAAUGCACUAGAGAUUUACCUGAUAACCACCUCCAGCCUGCCACGAUUCAUCAGCCAUUACUUCGCCGUUAGGAUUAGAGACUUUGAUGUCUGCACUGCGACUGUGGCCAUGUUUGGACGCUGUCCUGACCUUUGCGAUCUUCAUCUCGUCCAUCCUCCCAGACAUUGCCACGGGACUCUCAGGUCAGAGCUGCCCUCACCCAGUUAUCCCAGAGCAUGGUGGCUUUUACUGUAAGCCCUCUCCAUGCAGGGGCUUCACUCAGAAGAGCUUUAUCUACUACUUCUGCGAGACGGGCUACAGCCUGCCAGGCCGGGUUCACCGUUCCAAGUGCCUCAAAGGGCAGUGGACCCCCAGUGUGCCCACAUGUGUCCCUAACACAGCUGGGCAUGCUAAACACGAGGACAGAAACACCAGCUCUAUGCCGAGCAUUGCUACAACGGCUGUUGGAGUGUCCAUCUUUCUGCUGACCGCCACAGCCUGCAUGGUUAUCAAGUCUCGUUUCUACCCAUGUCAUUCACAAAGCCGACGAUCGUCGGACCAGGUGGACUUGGUCGUGGACGGCUUCCCCGUGUCUCUGCCCACCUACGAGGAGGCAAUCUAUGGCAGCUGGGGCCAGCGCCUCCCGCCUUUUCGGGGGCCAACUCGGCUCCUGCUCGCCUCAUCAGAGCACAGCCCCCUGUCGUCCCUCAUCCAGUCCGACUCGAGCUGUUCCGCGGGCGAGGUGAAUCAUAGCGUGGACAUGCUGACGCAGCCGCCACCCUACGAGGAAGUCCCUGUGCGGGUGGCAGACGACAGGAACGAGGAGGAUGCGAGGGUGCCGAACAUUGCACUUACUGCGGAGAAGGACAACUAACGAGUGAGGCGCGUCCACUCUCCUGCAUGCUUCUGACUGUCCUCCCUCUGGGCCAGAAUGCCGGUGGUUUGUGGCUGUCGACACAGGGUGACUCCUAGCCCCUAGUUCUUAAGUAAUCCGUGUCCUUGAGAUUUCUUUUCCUUAAUCUUAAUGAAAGCCUGCGGCUGAGAGCGUGCGGAUAUUCAGCAAACAUAGCGACGAUUUUGACUGUAUGAGGACUACGUGAUAUGCACAGCAAUGUUGAUUGUUUAAAGUUUUCAGUGGACCUGGAGACAUGUUUAUCAUUACCCUCAGUGAGGACACUAGACCACAGUGGUCGCAGGGACAUGCAUAAUAACCCAAGCAUUGCAUUAGAUGAAUGUUGACUUUCUUUUGUGGGACCCAACAUGACUGCAGUGAGCAGUUAUUGUUUAGAGGAGAAUGUAAAAAGUAGAAUGUAACCCUAGCAGAACGGGGCGAUUUGAUGGCGUCACCUGCACGCAUGCCUCAAGCACAGACUCGCCCAGGCUCAGAACCAGAGCUGAGGUGGGAUUUUGCUUGGAUUGUUCUUGCGAGAAGCUUCCCUUUGCACUGAGGCUCCCCUUAGACUCUUCACUCUGUUCACUGUGUCUAGUUUACAGUGACUGCUAACUGUUGCUGCAACGGAACACCUUUAUUUAUAACGGGUGGAAUUUUGUAUAGAGUGUACAGUAGUUAAAAACCAUUUAGGUGGAAGGCAUCGGUUUAAAGUUGUUCCCUGAUGGUGUUUAGGAGCAGUACAGACUUGAAGCACACUUGCUGUAAUGGCAUUCUGCCUUUCUUUUACUGUUUAACUAAAAAUAGUGGCCUGUUAUGUUACUAUAAUGUUUCAGAUUUUACAUACAUGUAUUUAGCAUUUCUCAAAUAAUAUAUAAAUAUCUUAAUGUUAUAAUUGAUAACCCUUUUGAAGUGAAUUUAAUUAAAAAGAUUCCAUUUUAAAACUGGUCAGUGCUGCUUUUAUCUAUUUAUGUAUUUAUUUAUGUAUUUAAACAUCUCACAGCUCAUUGCAAUAACUUAUUUAACAGAUCUGGUGAUGUCAGGGCAUGUAGAAAACAACAUCAUUUUCUGUGCCACAGGUAACCGUGUCUUAAUGUUUGGUUUCUUUUAUAAAGAAAGUACACUGGUGGUUAACACUGCAGCAAGGGUUGCUGGCUCAGUUAACAAACAAAGGCAUUGACCUGGAUAACUGAGUUUUUCAAAAACUAGGAUGCAUUUCCUGAGACGCUACCAUUGUGAUGCACAUGAUGUUUUUACUGCAUUCUUUCCACUAAAUCCACUGCUCCAAAACACACAAUGUCGAUGGUGUGUUUAUUAACUAUUACUAUUUAA
Messenger RNA from Electrophorus electricus (electric eel), 2298 nucleotides. Its product is annotated as sushi domain-containing protein 6. Lineage: Eukaryota; Metazoa; Chordata; Actinopteri; Gymnotiformes; Gymnotidae. Gene Ontology annotation, biological process: DNA damage response. The record is from RefSeq and is a predicted model, not a curated record.